Molecule: messenger RNA, 2388 nt
Organism: Eremothecium sinecaudum
Lineage: Eukaryota; Fungi; Ascomycota; Saccharomycetes; Saccharomycetales; Saccharomycetaceae
Gene: GTA1
Product: Gta1p
Exons: 1
Coding region: 1-2388 (795 amino acids)
Molecular function (GO): protein binding
Source: RefSeq, a predicted model, not a curated record
AUGGCGGUCUACUCUGUGAUCACCAUAAUAGCAAUUACCUGGCUGCUGUAUAGGCUUGUCCAGCUAUUGAGCAUUCCGGUUUCAGCCUUUGUGGAAGCACUAAAUAUUGAUAUGUCCUGCAUUACUAAAGUUACGAUUGAUAGAAUAACUCCAAAUAGCAUUUCAAUUCGAUGGGACAAUGAAUCUUUUCGAAAUAAUAAAAACCCGAUAACCUCGCAUUAUACAGUGUUCCUAAAUGGACGCAAAAUCGGAAGCUUUCCAGAUAGCCCCCGUUCAUUGUUUACAUGUUGCUCGAUAAAAAAUCUCAAGCCACUAAAUCGGUAUACGGUGGACAUUAUUGCAGUUAGAAAGGAUGGUUUUGUUAAUAAGUUGCCACCUUUGCAUAUUAUGACCUGCUCGGAAGAGUUCCCGGCAGUCCAGGAAUGUGGCAUCGAACAAUUGCGGCAGUUGGAUUCCAGAACGGACACAAACCCUGUUAUCGGUAGCCUACCGUCCAAUAAAGGAGAUUCAUUUAAGUGGGAGCCUUUAAAGUUGAAGUCUAGCACAUCAGUUUUGAAUAAAGGGCUCGCGUCCGCAUAUUCGUCAUACACAACAUUAGAAGAUCUAAACGAGCUCACCAUUGAAGAUUUAAAAGAUAUCUUUGCAUAUGCACAGAAUGACCUACAAGACGUACUGAAACAGCGGGAUUAUGUUGCUCUUGACCUGCAAACCGCUAGAACUGAACUUCAGUCACAGCUUCAGAGCUUAAAAUCCAGAUGGAAUGAUGAAAGCGAAGUCCGUAAAUCAUUGAAGGCGACGUUAAAAUCCUUGGAGAACAAUAAGGUAAAUAACGACCUAAAGAAGGAUAAAUUGAUGAAAAACAUUGAAACGGUAUCCAAUCGCUUGAAAAGAAUGAAAGCAGAGAUGGAACAAUGGGAGUUAGAGCUACAGGAAAAACUAGAUUCUGGGAACUUACUAAGGAAUUAUCUUUCUGACAGAGAGCAAUUGUCUGAAAGCAUAAAUAGUUCAAAAGAGCGGCUACGGAAUAUACAGAAAGAUAUUGCAACUAUCGAUCACCGUACGAAGGAGCUAAUCUCAUCGCGGAAAGCUUGGAAGACUAUUAAUGAUGAGCAUCAAGGGUCAGCAAUACCCUUAAUGAAGAGGCUCAGCGAUUCGAAAUUUUUCCUCGCUGGUAAUCUGACUAAAGAGUUAGAGAAAGCACUUAAGCUAUUACCUCAAGAUUCCCCAUUGGCCAUUUUUCUUGCAGAAGAACUAGGAAAAGACCGGACAAUUGAAUCGGACUGGGAAUCCAAGAAAGCCCAGUUUACUGAACGUAUAGGUUUUCUAAUAGCAUUACGUGAUAACACAAUUUUGAGAUACAAACAGUAUAGAAACUCUUUGACAGCUCAGCCAUACCAUCCAUUAUCUACUUCUAUUGCGGAGCGCACAUCGAGUCCAGAGACCCCAAUGCAAAUGAUUGUUGCACCUCAGCUUGUAUUACACGACCCGUCUACAUACCCUGAGACAGAUAAACUAUCUCAGGUUCCUACACAACCUGUAAUCAACCAUUUUGCACAGCCGGCUGCUUCUGAGUAUACUUCCUGGAAUCAUCAAUGGACAGCGUUUGAGCAGGACUCUAUCGAAGAAGAUGCUGCGUUCGAACAAGAUGAUACUAAUCAUUUAUUGUCAGGGUUACAAAGCAUUAUAUCAGACUCUGAUUACCAGAAUGGUGUUUCAACAUUUAAAACAUUCACCACUGAUGAACUAGAUAACUAUUGGAAGCAGACAGCCACUCAUGAAGACUCACAUCACAAUGAUCAUGGUUUCAUUUACAACCAAACUAUUAACGGCAAAAAGAAUUUCUCCCAGACCCGCUUCGUUGUACCGCAAGUGACUGAUAUUAGUCCAUCAACUUCUCUGUCAUCAUCGUCGGUAAUAUCUCCCGUUCAGCAGCUCUCGAAUUUGAAACCCGAAGAUUCAUCUCUCGAUCAAAUGAAAAUACACAGAGCAGCAAGUGCUGACAAUAGUCUUUUACAGCAACCUGGAUAUGAUUUGAAUGCUGCACCUGUUGCAACUGGCGUACCUGGUCUAACUGGUACAACUGGUGCACCUUCCAAUCCGAGAAUUCAAAGAGAAAGAUCUAAUUCGAGUUUAUUACCUGUUGCAGUAGCUGAAUUGCCAUCAUCUUCCGAACCUAGGUUCUUUUCACCGAAUUUUGGGAUAUGGUAUGAAUCCAAUAAUGCCUCUACUCAGUCUUUAGGCCAGAAGCAAACACCAAGGCCCCCGAUAGAAGCUUCGGGCAAAACACUUGAGCACUCACAACAGCCGUGGACCGCAAAUUUCAAGCACCAUCCUCACACUUACAAUGAUAUUGUGGAAGUUGCUGGUAAACCCAACCAUAAUGCUUAG